AUGUGUUUGAUGAAUCAAGUAUUUAGUGCGUAUUUGGGUAAGUUCAUGGUGGUCUUUAUUGAUGACAUUCUGGUCUACUCGAAAGACCGGGAUGGCCAUGAGAAACAUCUACGUUUAGUCCUGCAAACUCUGCGAGAAAAUAAAUUGUGCGCGAAAUUGUCAAAGUGUGACUUUUGGUUGGAAAGGGUCUCAUUUUUGGGUCAUUUUUUUUCGAAGGAGGGUAUUUCGGUCGAUCUGGCGAAGGUAGAGGCAGUUCGAAGCUGGUCGUCACCUAAGAACGUCACCGAGGUACGGAGUUUUCUAGGCUUAGCCGGGUAUUACCAUCGUUUUGUCAAGGAUUUCUCACGCAUUGCUCGGCCUAUGACUUCGUUGAUGAAGAAAGAGAAGAAGUUCGAGUGA
This is a messenger RNA of Amaranthus tricolor (Joseph's coat), 399 nucleotides long. RefSeq lists its product as uncharacterized. The record is from RefSeq and is a predicted model, not a curated record. The transcript has a single exon. NCBI's taxonomy places the organism in Eukaryota, Viridiplantae, Streptophyta, Magnoliopsida, Caryophyllales, Amaranthaceae. Bases 1 to 399 code for a protein of 132 amino acids.